AUCUGCUUUCUACAGACAUCACUGCCAGGGAGUUCAUGGAGCUCCGAGGGAAGCAGCGUAGCCGCUACGAGCUGCUGGUGGACUUCCUGUCGGAGAUGCUCUCCGUCCCACCGGGUGACGUUAACAUCUUCAGCCUCAUGGACGUGAAGGAGCGAAUGCUGGACGUCCGCUUUGCUGUGAGCGCAGGCCCCUCUUUCCUGCAGCCGGAGAAAAUGCAUGGAUACCUAGCCGCCCACAAACAAAAGCUCCAGUCCUUCCUGCAGGUCAGCGUGUUCCAGGUCCGGGUGGACGAGUGUCCCGGUUCAGAGUGCGCUGACUCCGGCGGCUGCACCAGUGUGCUGGAGGUGCGGGACGCACCCACGGUGGUGGACUGUGGCACCAUGAGCCUGGUUUCCGUCAUGGUGGAGUCCAAGGCUGUGUGCUCCUGCCCGGGACGGGAGCAGUCCCAUCAGCCUUGCGCCUCGUAUCCCAGAAACCCCUGCUUCAACGGAGGGCUGUGCGUGGACACGCAGCACGGCUACAGGUGCCAGUGCCCUGCUCAGUUCGAGGGACCUGAAUGCCAGCAGAACAAGCACAGUUUCCAUGGCAAUGGCUAUGCUUGGUUUCCUCCAAUGAUGCCUUGUUUUGAGAGCCAUGUGUCGCUGGAGUUUAUCACAGACGUGGCUGAUGGACUGCUGCUGUACAGCGGCCCACUUGCACAGCUGCAAGCCUGGGACCACGAGGACUUCAUGGCCAUAGAGUUAAUAGAUGGGACCCCAACCUUGAAAAUCAACCAUGGCUCUGGCACACUUGUGCUGCAGCUGCCAGGGAACAUCAACGUGGCAGACAGGCGCUGGCAUCGGCUGGACGUCCGUAGCAACAGCAAGGAAGUACGCUUCACCUUGGACCGAUGUUCAGGAGCAGCAGUGAUGGAAAUGGAGGGUCUGGGCAGCUGGCUGACCACUGAGGACCACUCCUCCUGUGAAGUGAUGGGUGUUACACCCAACGCUGACAGACACCUAAACACGAGUCAAGUUCUCCAGCUCGGCGGUGUGAACGAGGACAUUCCCUACAUCUACCCUCAGCUUCAGCACAAACACUUCACCGGCUGCAUCCGCAACCUCAUUGUGGACAGCAAGCUGUAUGAUCUGGGCUCCCCGGCCGACUGGCAGUCCAGCUCCCCAGGCUGCCUCACCACUGAUAGCAGCUGUGUCAACAUGGGCUUCCCAGCCUGCGGCCAUCGCGGCCGCUGUCAUGGGGAGUGGGGCUCCUUCAGCUGCCAGUGUGUGGCCGGAUACACGGGACAGCAGUGUGAAGAAGAGGCCCCGGAGUAUUCCUUCGACGGCCACAGUCAUCUGCAUUACCAGCUGGCGUCUGCACUCCCGGCCCGAAGAACGUGGAUCCAAGUCCUGGUUCGAACCCGGAAACACAGCAGCAUCAUCAUCAGCCUGGUGUCCAGGGACCAGAGUGAAUACCUGCGACUGGAGGUCUUUCAGGGCCUUCUUUGCACUUUCUACAACCUUGGGGACGGAGAGUAUAACCUGACCCUACCCAGCUAUCGCCUUGACAACGGCGAGUGGCACGAGGUCUCCUUGGACAGACAUGACAACGAGAUGACGCUGCGGCUGGAUGGCGGCGGAGGGAAGCGGGAGGUGACGGGAUCGCAGAGUAGAAGCCGAGAAAUCAUCAUCGACCCGACCGCCGUGAUGCUGGCGAACUCCUUCCCCUCGGAAAGCAACAAGAGCUUUCAAGGCUGCAUCAGGGAUCUACGCCUCAACGGCCGUUACAUGCCACUAGACAGCCAGCCACGGGACGGGGUUUCCCAGGUCAGCGUGCAAGGGCUCUCCGUCGGAUGUUCAUCAGACUCCUGCAAAAAGUACCACUGUAAAGCCCCGUUUACCUGCGUGGACUUGUGGAGAGUGCACGAAUGCAGGUGUCCUCCUGGUCACAUGAUCCAUGUGAACGGCACCAAAAAGUCCUGUGUGUACACGCUAUGCGCGACGCGGCCUUGUCACCGGGGAACCUGCGUGGCCCAGUCACCCUCUAAAUUCACCUGUCACUGUCCAGAGGGCUACAGGGGGCGCCACUGUGAGACAACAUUGGCUGUUUAUAGGGAGGACGUGGGCCUGAGCUUCAGCUCGCUCUUUGCCAUCUGUAUCUGCUUCAUGGCGUUGCUCGUGCUGCUGCUGGGCAUUUUCCUCUACACCCGCUGGCGGAGCUACAAAGGUCUGAAGGAGGGCGUGUACCAUGUGUCGGCGCACCACGACGGCUGGGAGGACAUCCGGGAAAACGUGCUCAACUACGACGAGGAGGGAGGCGGCGAGGAGGACCAGAACGCCUACGACAUGGCGGAGCUGCAGAAGUCCCUUCAGCCAAGCCCCGCCCAGUCGGUCCAGUACUGCCGCUCCAGAGCGCUGCACCACCCGCCGCCUGCCCACCACCUGCACCACCUGCUCCACCAGGCUCCGCCCGUCCCGGCCUCCGCCCCUCCGCUGGACCCCCUCAGCCGGACGUCCAGCUCCACCACCCUGCCUCCCUCGGCCGCCUCCACGUCCUCCACGGCCACCACCACCGCCAGCCUCCGCAGGGACGUGCCCCCUGCGCGGCCCCCCGCCCAGGGCCAGGCACGCCCCUCCCAGCUGGCACGGCGCUCCCUCUCCUUCUCCAGCCAGGACCUGGCCCGCUACCUGUGUGAGAUCAUCCGUGACGCCGACCAGCACCCGGACACGGGGCCCUUCGACUCCCUGCAGGUGUUCUCCACCGAGGGCGGGGGGUCGCCCGCCGGCUCCCUCAGCUCCUUCAGUUCGGCGGGGCUGGAUGGGGGGAGCACAGGGGAGGGUGCUGGGGAGGCGCGGCGGGAGGAGACGCUGGGGGAGUGGGGCCCUCGCUUUGAGAAACUGAGAGCUCUGUACGAGCGAGCCGAGGCCAGCGACCUCUGAGCGACGGGACGCUAAUAACAGAACGCCUUAUAAACCUUUCAAACGGUUAGCGGUGAGGGAGCGGAGUGUGAGUGACUGACACUCUCACUCCGGUCUGUCUCAGUCCGGGUUGUUGUGGCCCUGCUGCGGGACGACUGCUUUCUGAGAACAGACAUCAUCUCCAGGUGAGAUUAAGGCUUCAGAGCCUCCUGAACACACCGACGUCUCUCUGCAGAGUCGAGUUCUUCUGAGGCCGUUUUUAUUUCAAAUCAGCACCAGUGAAAAUGUAUUUUGUAUCUUGUUGCUGCUGAAUGAGAGCCGUGUAAAUAAGGGACAUGCGUUGCACACUGCACUAUAACAUCAUCCGUUUCUCAUACAGGGAUAGGGCCUUUUUUUUUUUUUUUUUUUUUUUAGUUGUUUUUUAAUAUAUACUGUAUUAUGUUCUGCCACUUGGCUCCGUACAGUUUCUGAAGUUUCGUUUCAAGUUUUUAUGAGGGGAAAAAGUGAAGAUGUGUUUCGACGAUGAGACCAGGGCAGAUUUUCCUCUGGAAAUACUUUUCCUGGAACCUUCCAGCCUUUACUGGCCUGUUUGCUCAUGGCAGCUGAAACUCAACCUGAGUGUUGACCUCAGUCACAGAGAGCAAGAGAGAGUUUCUAAAGCCACAGUCAGACUUUCUGUUUUCAAUCUUUAUAACUUACAUAUCUACAGAGGAGAGAGUUGCCCAGAAUUAAAAUAACUUCAAAGUCACAUAAGUGACGGUAGUUGGAUUUUUAAUAAAUAAAUCAUAAAAGAUGUUUCUUAAAGUAGCAUUCACCAACACCAACAGCAUCUCCUCUCUUAAAUUUAAUGACAAAUUUUGAAUUUGAAUUGAUUUAUUAAGAGAUGGCAUGUAUUAAUUAUCAUGAGUGUAGUAAAACACACUAAUUUUCACACACAAACACACACACACACGGGUAAACACAUACACCUCUUCCUGAGUAACUGGAGCAGAGGAAGAAACAUGUAGAAUUCCUGUAAAAAAUUACAGGAAUUGUUUAAUAUAUUGAAAUAUGCAGCUCAGGAUGACAGAAAAUUGAAGCUGUUGAUGAAUUUACACUGAAAAAACUGUCGGCUUGAUAAAACCAACUCUCUCCAAUAGAGAGACAGAUAAAAGUACUCGGUUCCUACCAGAACCUUCUGGGUGAACUUCCUGCCUAUCAGGUUGGACCUGCUGGUCGCCAUGGAGUGGCCCCUAAGAAAAGGUUCCUGGAAAUGGUUCCUGGAAAAGGUUCCUGGAAAAGGUUCCUGCAGGUAAUAUGCCCCCGGGUGCCAAAGGUUGGACUUUUUUUUUUUUUUGCUCUUUUAGCUCAGUUGAGUACUUGAGUAUUGGUGAAGUGUUUCGAGCUCCAGCACUCUGCAGGUUGUAAGACAUCAAGCCGUCUCUACUUAGCACCGCGCCCGCGUCUUCAUUUCAUUUCCUAUUCUCAUCCGCUCCGCCACCGCCGCCGCUCACUGUAGCUCACCCAAGGGGGGCCGGCGGGGGCCGCACGAAAAUUCAAACAGAUCUCUAACAAAGAGGCGCGAGUGGACGAGUGGCCCACGGGCCGGCGGGGGGAGUGAGGGGGGGCGGACGCUCGGCCCGCGCGCCUCCACAGGCAUACCAAAUGUGGCAGCUGCUACAGACUGUUUAAACAGGCGGUCGCUCAGCGGAAUACAAACUACGCAGAGCAGCUUCCCAAGGUGACAGCUCAAGAAAUUCAAAUAAAUGAAGGAGCGGGUCGGAGGAGAUUUAAACGGAUUAUUCAUACAGACGCCAUAGCAGGAGCACCUGUGCAUUGAAAUCAUACAGAAAUAUCUGCACCGUCUUUCCCACGUCACCAGGGGAUGACGGAUUUGAGUUUCCCAUCCCCCCUCCCCCCACCCCUUUUCUUAAACUACACAAUCCUCCUCGUGAUGCUUUUGACCCAGUGAGAAGCAUUUAUCUGGAAAAGAACAAAGAGGAGAAAUAAACGUCAGAAAGGAAGCAGCGUGCAGGGAGUGGGAAGGCCCAGCUCCUCUCACCUUUGAUAAGAGAGAUGAUUACAUGGUGGAGGGCUGGAUCAGAGAGGCUGAGAGCGCUCGGCUCUGUGAUGACAGGAAGGAGGUGUGGAUGGAAAUGUAGGCAGGAAGCAACAGUCAGUGACACUUCAAACAGCCUGACCUCUGCUGUGGCCAGCAGGUGGCAGGCCUACUGGGUCGGCUGGUCACUCUGGUUGGCUUGAAGAGACAUUGUUCAUCCUUGCAGUAAUUGUAGCAAAAAGUCAUCAACUUUAUAUCGCAAUUAUAAAGAAAUGCACAAUAAAGCAAAUUCAUAUCAAUGCAUCCAAACCGUGCACACAAUAAAUUUGGAAAUGUUAUGUAAGUUUUAUAAAACAUGUUUUAUACAUAUUUGUUGAAACUGUCACCAAGUGGUGAUAGUUUAGUAUGAGACAGACAAGCUGUGAAAAGGUCCAUGUCCUCCACCUCCUCCCUGAGCUGCUACAGCCGUCUGCUGCACUACCAGUCAGAGCCAGGAGGAGGGGCUUACGGCUGUCAAUCAGUUUCUGUGAGCGCGUUAAUAUGCUAAUGGCAGAUACACAACUUAUCACAGGAAAACUGUCAUCAGUGGCUAACUAGCAUUAGCAUUCACAUCAGGCUCUGUUGACUGAGAGAAGCAGUAGUGAAGCAAAGAGGGGUGAGAGGGGUGAGUGGAUGGGCAUGAUUGACGGCGUUAAGUCCCUCCUCCAGGCUCUGAUUGGUUGUUUCUAGAUAGCACUGGGAAAAGACAGAGUAUCUCAUACCAUACCAUCACAGUUUCAACAAAUAUUUAAUAAAAUAUUUGAAUAAAAGUUACAUACUGCAGCUUUAAUCAAAUCCUAAAGAGUCAAACUGCACUGAUCCACUCCAAAUGGAGUUAAAAUAACUUUUUAAAAGAGUUACACGCCAUGAUGGAGUUGAAACAACACUACCAAUAGUUUAAGUGUAACACACAUCACCUCAGUGUUGAAUUUACCUAACACUAGUGUCUCACAUGUUGACAGUAUCAAUGUGUUAAUUUAACACUGAAUAAAAUACAUUAACUCUAUGGAAAGUUUUAAAUGUAGCUCAAAAUAAAAAUCAGAAUUUUUUAAAAUAGUAAAUUCAGAAUCACUUACCAGAUCAAUAGAUGGCACUUAAACUGAAAGUGAAAGUUUGAAUCCAGCAGAAUUUCAAAACAAACAUUAUAUAAAGCAGCACCAGGCCUCUUCAACCUUUAUAACCCAAAGAGCCGUAAAUGUCACAUGAUUUACAAAAUAUAUUUAUAUAUAUAUUGGAAUUUUUGUUAAAUAGCUAAUAUAAGAUUGUUGUUGACAUGUUAAAAGAAUAUAUAAUUUAUUUCUGUUUUUAGGUGUUAAAA
Molecule: messenger RNA, 6292 nt
Organism: Poecilia latipinna (sailfin molly)
Lineage: Eukaryota; Metazoa; Chordata; Actinopteri; Cyprinodontiformes; Poeciliidae
Product: neural-cadherin-like
Exons: 13
Coding region: 36-2918 (960 amino acids)
Biological process (GO): homophilic cell-cell adhesion
Molecular function (GO): calcium ion binding
Source: RefSeq, a predicted model, not a curated record